Messenger RNA from Tupaia belangeri chinensis (Chinese tree shrew), 4639 nucleotides. RefSeq names its product PITPNM family member 3 (gene PITPNM3). NCBI's taxonomy places the organism in Eukaryota, Metazoa, Chordata, Mammalia, Scandentia, Tupaiidae. Bases 1 to 3066 code for a protein of 1021 amino acids. The record is from RefSeq and is a predicted model, not a curated record. Gene Ontology annotation, cellular component: cytoplasm. The transcript has 21 exons. Gene Ontology annotation, molecular function: metal ion binding; phosphatidylinositol transfer activity; phosphatidylcholine binding. Gene Ontology annotation, biological process: phospholipid transport.
AUGCAGAGGAAUGUGGGGCAGGGGCCUGCCUCAAGGAGACUGUGUUCCUGGGCCUUUGGCCUGGCUGCUCUGGAAUCAUGGCACUUCCCAGCUCUGAGGCACCGGAGCCUGUGUGGCCUCAGCACACCUCACUGCGGCCCCCUCUUCCCCAGAGACUUUUUGACCCUCACCGGCACCUGUGGCCCUCCCCCGGGCGGCGGUGCCCCCUGGCACCUUCGGAAUGUCCUCAGUGACUCAGUGGACAGCUCGGACGACGAAUUCUUUGAUGCUAGAGAGGAGGUGGCCGAGGGGAAGAAUGCCAUCCUCAUUGGGAUGAGCCAGUGGAACUCCAAUGACCUGGUGGAGCAGAUCGAGACCAUGGGGACACUGGAUGAGCAUCAGGGAGAAGGGACCGCGCCAUGCACGUCCAGCAUCCUUCAGGAGAAGCAGCGAGAACUGUACCGGGUCUCUUUGAGAAGACAGCGAUUCCCAGCCCAGGGAAGCAUCGAGAUCCAUGAAGACAGCGAGGAAGGCUGCCCGCAGCGCUCCUGCAAGACGCACGUCCUCCUGCUGGUGCUGCACGGGGGGAACGUCCUGGACACGGGCUCGGGGGACCCCUCCUGCAAGGCGGCCGACAUCCACACCUUCAGCUCCGUGCUGGAGAAGGUCAUGCGUGCGCACUUUCCUGCUGCCCUGGGCCACAUCCUCAUCAAGUCUGUCCCCUGUCCUGCCAUCUGCUCUGAGGCGUUCUCGCUGGUAUCAAACCUGAACCCCUACAGCCACGACGAGGGCUGCCUCAGCAGCAGCCAGGACCACGUCCCGCUGGCCGCCUUGCCCCUGCUGGCCAUCUCCUCCCCGCAGUAUCAGGAUGCCGUUGCCACCGUCAUCGAGAGAGCCAACCAGGUCUACGGAGAGUUCCUCAAGUCCUCCGAUGGGAUUGGCUUCAGUGGGCAGGUGUGUCUCAUCGGGGACUGUGUGGGUGGCCUCCUGGCCUUCGACGCCAUCUGCUACAGUGCGGGGCCCGCGGGGGACAGCCCUGGGAGCAGCAGCCGGAAGGGGAGCAUCAGCAGCACCCAGGACACCCCGAUCGUGGUGGAGGAAGACUGCAGCCUAGUCAGUAGCAAGCGUCUGAGCAAAAGCAACAUUGACAUCUCCAGUGGCUUGGAGGAUGAGGAGCCUAAGAGGCCGUUGCCACGGAAACAGAGCGAUUCCUCCACCUAUGACUGCGAGGCCAUCACCCAGCAUCACGCCUUCCUCUCAAGCAUCCACUCCAGUGUGCUGAAGGAGGAGGCCGAGCUCCCUGCAGCCCGGGCUCCCCAGCUCCCCGAGGUCAGCCUGGGCCGCUUUGACUUCGACGUGUCCGACUUCUUCCUCUUCGGCUCUCCCCUGGGCCUGGUCCUGGCCAUGCGGAGGACGGUGCUGCCCGGGCUGGAUGGUUUCCAGGUGCGUCCUGCCUGCAGCCAGGUCUACAGCUUCUUCCACUGCGCAGACCCCUCCGCCUCGAGGCUCGAGCCGCUGCUGGAGCCCAAGUUCCACCUGGUGCCGCCCGUCAGUGUGCCCCGCUACCAGAGAUUCCCGCUGGGUGACGGACAGUCCCUUCUCCUGGCCGAUGCCCUGCACACCCACAGCUCCCUCUUUCUGGAGGGCAGCUCGCGGGGCAGCCCACCGCCUCUGGACACCUCUGCCUCGCCCCCCCAGCGCCCAGGACGGAGGAUGAGCGAGGGCAGCUCCCACAGCGAGAGCUCCGAGUCCUCAGACAGCCUGGCACCCGUGGGCGCCUCCCGCAUCACGGCCAAGUGGUGGGGUGCCAAGCGGAUCGACUACGCCCUGUACUGCCCCGAUGUCCUCACAGCCUUCCCCACGGUGGCCCUGCCCCACCUCUUCCACGCCAGCUACUGGGAGUCCACCGACGUGGUCGCCUUCAUCCUGCGACAGGUGAUGCGCUACGAGAGUGUGAACGUCAAGGAGAGCGCUGGCCUGGACCCUGCAGCACUGAGCCCUGCCAAUCCCCGUGAGAAGUGGCUCCGAAAGAGGACCCAGGUCAAGUUGCGGAACGUCACUGCUAACCACCGGGCCAACGACGUGAUCGCCGCGGAGGACGGUCCCCAGGUGCUGGUGGGACGGUUCAUGUACGGGCCUCUCGACAUGGUGGCACUGACUGGAGAGAAGGUGGACAUCCUGGUGAUGGCAGAGCCGUCCUCCGGCCGCUGGGUGCACCUGGACACGGAGAUCACCAACAGCAGCGGCCGAAUCACAUACAACGUGCCGCGGCCCCGGCGCUUGGGCGUUGGCGUCUACCCUGUGAAAAUGGUCGUCAGGGGUGACCAGACCUGCGCGAUGAGCUACCUCACGGUGCUGCCGCGGGGCAUGGAGUGCGUCGUGUUCAGCAUCGACGGGUCCUUUGCCGCCAGCGUGUCCAUCAUGGGAAGCGACCCCAAAGUCCGGCCGGGUGCGGUGGACGUUGUCCGGCAUUGGCAGGACCUGGGCUACAUGAUCCUUUACAUCACGGGGCGGCCGGACAUGCAGAAGCAGCGGGUGGUGUCGUGGCUGUCCCAGCACAACUUCCCACAGGGCAUGAUCUUCUUCUCGGACGGGUUGGUGCACGACCCGCUGCGGCAGAAGGCAAUCUUCCUCCGCAACCUCGUUCAGGAGUGCUUCAUCAAGAUCAGUGCUGCCUACGGCUCCACCAAGGACAUCUCUGUCUACAGCGUGCUGGGUCUACCCGCCUCCCAGAUCUUCAUUGUGGGCCGGCCCACCAAGAAGUACCAAGCCCAGUGCCAGUUCCUGAGCGAGGGCUACGCUGCACACCUGGCGGCGCUGGAGGCUGGCCACCGCUCGCGCCCGAAGAAGAACAACUCGCGCAUGAUCCUGCGGAAGGGCAGCUUCGGGCUGCACGCGCAGCCUGAGUUCCUGCGGAAGCGCAACCACCUGCGCAGGACCCUGUCGGUGCAGCAGCCCGACCCGCCGGCUGCCAACCCCAAGCCCGAGCGCGCACAGAGCCAGCCCGAGUCCGACAAAGACCACGAGCGGCCGCUGCCGGCGCUCAGCUGGGCGCGUGGGCCCCCCAAGUUCGAGUCGGUGCCCUGAGGGGCUGCUUGUGCUCAGAGGAGGGGACCCCAGCCAGGCUGCCUGCCGGACGGGAGGGGACUGCCUUCUCCCGGACACAGGCAUUUUCCUGCUUUUUCCCUCCCGUGUGUCUGUCCAGCAGUGUCCGACUAGAGUGGGGAGGGACCCUGCCCGGCCUUGUGGGCUCUCAGGGUUGCGAUGGGGUGAGAUCUGGGGGUCUCCGUGCAGCUGCUGCUGCCUCCCCGAUGCCUGUGACCAAAAGCUGGAGUCAGGGUUGAAUGUUUGCGUAGUCCUGGGGCAGGUCUAUCGGAACCGGAGUAUUGGGGAGAAGCUGACCACCUUUGAGGUUUCCCCAUCUUCCACAGAGACGCUAGGCAGGUCCUGAGGGGUGUGGCCCCUGCUCUGGGACCAAUAGCCAGUGGCAGGUAGGUUCAGCUUCUUGGCUGUCUUUGUGGAGGAGUGAAUGGCAUUCGUGCCCAACCUCCCUGUGACGUUCCGGUCACCAUUUUCAGACUGGCUCUCAUAAGGUGAAGUGGCCACUUUCUGCGACCGAGAGGCCGUCCCCGGGCGUCCUCACUUAUGUCAUCUGUCCACAGCCCUUGGGGGUGGGGUCUGGUGCUGACCAUUGUCCCUGUCCCCCCAUCUUGUCCUCACCAUUUUCCCGUGGCCCUGGAGGACAGGCGUUUCUCUUCCCAGAGCGCUGCCUGAUGUCGUCCCUGCGAGGCUGCGGCCUGGGCCCUGGCCCCACUGGGCAGGCUGGGAGCCUGUAGCUCAGCCUCCCUGGGCCCAGCCUGCCUUCUGUAAGUGGAGGUGUCCUUCCAGCGGAGCCUGGUGUGCAUUUUCAGCUCCCAGGCUGUCCUGCGUUUCGGCCCUCAGAGGCUUUUCAGGCCUGAGGUCCCCUCAGAGUGCCCAAUGGGCUCUACUUCCUUACGGCCUGGGAGAGCGGCGUGGUGUGGGCUGGGCAGAGGGGCCCUUGUCCCGUCUCCAAGGAAGCCCAUGGGAGGGGCUCGGAAGGGAUUCCUAUGCCUUGGGAGCCCUGGCAGGUGUGCCAUGCGCUGGGCCCAAGCCAGGUGUCUAGGAAUAGAACCCCGUCCCUGACCAAAGGGCAUCAACCUGGUUCCCCGCGCUCGCAGCUCUGCUCUGCAGGCUGAUCUCCCCAUUUUGGCUCCCGGAAGACCUAGAACUGAGAUCCCAGGGUUCUGGGGGGCUCGUGGAGUUUUGGCUCAAACUGUUGUAUUCUCAGCCCUCGCCCACCCUCCCAGCACUUAGCUUGGUUUGUGCCCAUACCUCCUCCUAAGUGGUCCCCUGAGGUGGGCAGGGCUUGGCUCCCUGGGGAGCCUGCCUGAACCCUCCUGCUGCUGAGCCCUGGCCUGGGCCUUGGUCUCCUGGGCCACUUUUCUGCCCAGGCCUGCACCUGCCCAGUGGGACUGCCUGGGGUCACCUCUGAGCCCCUGUAGGCUACCAUGAGGCUGCCCCAGGGCUCAGAUGCCUGUCUACACAGCAGGCACCAGUGUCAGCUCCAUGUCGCUUCUGCUCAAUGUCUACCUCUCACGGCUCCCACGCAGCCGGCAGCAGCUGCCAGUGGGGGCAGCAG